GAGGUUAUGUUCCCUUAGCCAGGAAGAACAUCAGUCAGGCAAACGUAUCCUUGAACUUGGUAUAGUUUGCGUUACAGGGACAUUUCAUAUCCUCAUCAGCCCGUGGCAAUAGUUAAUCGCUGACCAGUUGGCACCAUGAGUUCCAAGAACCGUCCGGCUUCUGCCGUGACCGCAGAUUCGUCGGCUACAGAACGUCUUUCACAAGUCGCGCGCCAUAUAUCUGGAAGCCAGGAUGAGUCUACUUCACCAUCAAGUACUGGUCGACGGACCCGUCGCUCGAAAGGGUCGCGAGACACUGGCCCACCAGCUGACUAUUCCGAUGUGCUCUCGAAUCUGCAAAAGCUCAAUACCAUGGCACAUACGCCGGAUCUAUCGAACCGCGGGUAUGUGAGGCAGAAGCGUGAAGGCAAACUAUGGGUGCGAGAGCGCCUGGAACAGCUGGUCGACAAGGAUAGUUUCAAGGAGAUUGGCAGCGCCAGUGGGCGGGUGGAGUGGAAGCAGACCGGCCGCAGGGACGAGGAACCCGUGUCAUUCACUCCGACUAAUAACCUCCAAGGGUUCGGCAUGUUGGGAGGUAGGAAAGUGAUCAUCACUGCAGACGACUACUCGAUUCGAGCUGGACACGCUGAUGGAGCCAUUUCUGACAAGACCAUCUACUCGGAGAAGCUUGCCGUGUCCCUGAACUUGCCCAUCAUCAAACUUACGGACGGAUCUUCUGGUGGUGGAUCUGUGAGUACAAUCAAAACACAGGGCUGGUCUUAUGUCCCGGGCGUGCCAGGCUUUAUCGAAGCCGUCAAGGGCAUCAACAUGGGCAUUCCAAAUCUAGCGGCUGUGCUGGGUCCGGCGAUUGGAAUUGGCGCCGCUCGUGCAGUCAUCUCCCAUUUCUCGGUCAUGGCAGGGGAUAUAGGGAGCCUGUUCAACGCGGGACCGCGGGUGGUCGAAGGGGCGACGUUCGAAGAGGGACUCACGCUACGAGAACUGGGUGGUCCAGGCAUUCAUUGCUUGAAUGGGACCAUAGACAAUCUCGCAGCGAACGAGGCCGAGUGCUUCGAGCAGAUCAGGAGAGUUCUUUCGUACUUGCCGAACUGCGGACAGUCAAAGCUGCCCCCUGUGAUCCCCGCCAUCGAUCCGAUUGCGAGGGUCAGUGAGGAGUUGAGGACCAUCAUCCCUCGGAGGAAGGAACGUAUGUACGAUGCUCGAGCGAUUGUUGUCACUGUUUUCGACGCAGGCUCGUGGUUUGAGAUCGGAGCAUUAUGGGGAAGGACGGCGAUUGUUGGCCUUGCCAGGCUAGGAGGACGCCCGGUCGGGGUGAUUUCGCUCAACUGCGAAGUCAACGCCGGUGCACUCGACGCCGGAGGAUCUCAGAAAAUCACGCGUCAUCUGAAGUUGUGCGACGUGAUGAACCUUCCGAUUGUCCAAUUUAUUGAUGUUCCGGGUUAUGCCAUCGGGACCGUGGCUGAAAAACAAGCAACGAUGCGUUGGGGAGUCGAACUUGGGAAGGCUUAUAUCUCCACCACGAUCCCGAUCUUCAGUGUCUUGACGCGCCGAGUCUUUGGCGUCGCCGGUGGCAUCAUGGUCGCUUGUCGCGAUCCAAUGAUGCGAGUGGCCUGGCCUAGUGGUGAAUGGGGAAGCCUGCCUCUCGACGGCGGCAUUGAGGUCGGGCACAGAUGGGAGCUGAAACAAGCGGAGGCCGAAGGUAAGAAGAAGGAGCUGUAUACCCAGCUCGACGAUGAGUAUCGUCGGCUCAUGAAUCCCAUCCGCACCGCCAAUGCCUUUGGAGUUGAAGAGAUCAUCGACCCGGCACACACGAGGCGGGUGGCUGGGGAAUGGGCUAUGCAUAUAUAUGACGAGGUACUGCCACAACGCCUGCUGGAUAGGGCCGCAGGCCGGAUACACCCAUCGUUUGCUUGAGUCCGCAUCCCCACAACCAGCGAGGUGGUUGAUGCUCGUUGGGCGUCAGAGCACGGACGGGUCAUGGUGUCUGUAGACACGGAAAAUUGGAAUUCAAUUCGUGCAAUCAUCCUCUAGGCUAUACGCGAUCCCGGGGGUGGACGGAUAGAUGGAUGUUUCAUGCAGCGCGGGUCUGCGCAAGAUGCAUCUAAGCAUGGGAGUGCUGAACCGCGAGAUAUGGUCUAGAGAGAUUCGUACAUAGACUCUCACACCCAUGUGCUGUGCUGGG
Molecule: messenger RNA, 2179 nt
Organism: Exophiala xenobiotica
Lineage: Eukaryota; Fungi; Ascomycota; Eurotiomycetes; Chaetothyriales; Herpotrichiellaceae
Exons: 6
Coding region: 136-1911 (591 amino acids)
Molecular function (GO): propionyl-CoA carboxylase activity
Source: RefSeq, a predicted model, not a curated record